Messenger RNA from Erythranthe guttata (spotted monkey flower), 1227 nucleotides. Its product is annotated as protein MAINTENANCE OF MERISTEMS-like. Gene Ontology annotation, biological process: meristem maintenance; meristem development. The record is from RefSeq and is a predicted model, not a curated record. NCBI's taxonomy places the organism in Eukaryota, Viridiplantae, Streptophyta, Magnoliopsida, Lamiales, Phrymaceae.
AUGACGAUCACCCUACAUGAUGUCCAUUUGAUUUUGGGGUUGCGUGUUGACGGUUUAGCAGUGCACGGUGAUUCUGUUGACGAGAGGCCUAUGUGUGAGUUGUUGCUAGCUGAGGUUCUUGAUUUGGACAUGGUCGAGGCGCAUGCCAAGCUCGGCAAUAUUGGGAUAAAAUGGUCGGAGUUUGUGGAGCGUGUGCGCAGUCGGUCCCGAACUUGUCGGCAGAAGGUGGUAGGAUAUUUGACGUUUUUGAUCGGUAUGGCUUUGUUCCCCGACCGGAGUGUAGACAGGUUCAAGCCAACGUGGAUGAGAUAUUCUUCCGAUCUCGAGCACGUCGGCGAGUAUGCUUGGGGUGCAGCUGUCUUGGCUCAUUUAUACCGACAGUUGGGCUUGGCUAGUAGGGCUCACGUGAAGGGGUUACAGGGUUGCACGUUACUGCUCCAGUGCUGGAUUUAUGAGUACUUUCGCCCUUUUCGAGCACCUAUUAAUUCGGAUUAUAAGGAGAUGCAGCCUCGUUUCCUGAAAUGGAAACCACGCAAGGGUAUUUCAGACUUGUUCUCGGUCCGAAGGAUGCUUGAUGAUAUGCAGGCCGAUCAGAUUGACUGGAUGCCUUACGGUCCGCACGUACAUAGACGCGUUCCGCGUACAUUAUAUUAUGGGUGCAUACAGUUUAUGGAGAUUAUCGAGCCAUAUUUACCGGAUCGCGUCCUUCGGCAGUUUAUCUUUAGACAGACCAUACCGCAGUGCUACAUUCAGUCCAGAGAGCCGUGCCUACGUGGUCCGCUUGGAGGGCAGACAUACCAGGUACGGUAUGAUCCUCCAGGCGAGGAGUGGAUGGACCUGGCUGCCAGCUCAAUUACGUUGGACGGUAGGACAUUAGCCUGGCCGCCGUCUGAGACUGCCACUCGGUACAUGGAGUGGUACGUUCCUCGUACUCAUCAGUACGUCAUCAACCGGGAUCCAGCGCCACAAGGACCACCGCCAGUCGUACGCCCCCCUCCUAUUCAGCCGGACUUCUAUGACAUUGUGCGUAUCAUCCAUCCGCACAUGCACGAGAUACCCCAGCAUCUACGUGUGCAGUUACAGCCUCGUGUGGAGCCACACGCACGUUUUCUAGGUUUAUCCCCCACUGGAGAUUCCGACGACGACGACUUUAUGGAGAUGCCAUCACCGCGUCGGCGACCGGGUGGGACGAGUGGCACUUCGAGGAGGUCUAGGGGUAGACAGUAG